UUUUCCUCGAAAGUCACUUUCUCGUUAGCUUUCCUCUCCUUCCCUCGAGCCCCAAUAACAAACGAACCCAACCCACCCAAGAGCGCCAUGUCAUGGUUGGCUCGCUCUCUCGCCGACUCCCUCCGUCUCGACGACGACAACACGGACGGCGACGGCGAGGACGAGGUUGACGUUCUAGGCUCGGAAAACGACGCUGCAGCCGACGCAUCUAGCGAUGGUUCACUUUCAAAGCGCAAUGAUGAAGGAGCCGAGAGAUUGAAAGAGAUCGGCGAUGGGGAAAGAGGGGAAGGAGGAGGAGAAGAAGAAGAAGAAGAAGACGCGUUAGCUAGAGGGGUGAGAGAAGAUCUCUCUGAAUUAGGGCAAACUCUACAACGUCAAUUGUGGGGCGUGGCUGCAUUCCUUGCUCCCCCUCCCACAACGCAGGCCGCCGCCGAAGCGGCUUCGGAGGCGACAACAUCGUGUGAUCGAUCGGCUUCGAAUUUGAAUGAUUCCGAUCCGUCCGAUCGACCGGACGGCGCCACGACCGGAAAUUCGGAGGAAACGUCGGGGAUCAGGCAGGAAUUUGCGGAGAUCGGGGGUAGGUUUAGGAGCGGGGUCACGGAGAUUUCUAAAAUGAUGGGGUCGGAUUACUUUCACUUUGGAUUGGAGGGCGAUCGGCUGGAAACCCAGGUGGAAGAGGAAGAAGAAGAAGGAGGAGAAGAGUAUUAUUAUGAGGAAGCGGACGGCGAGGAUUUGGAAACGGAGGAAUACGACGACGACUGGGCAGCUAAAGUUGUAGGGAUCACCGACGAAGUGUUGGCAUUUGCGAGGAAUAUCGCUAUGCAUCCCGAGACUUGGCUGGACUUUCCUCUCGACGAGGAGGAAGACCUAGAUGACAGCAAAAAUGUUUAAUUGGAGUACUAGCUGCUGAGUGAUGAGUUUCUUGUGAUCUGCACCCGGCAAAGUGUAAUUUGGGGUACAUGUUUAGAAGGACUGUUUGCAUUUUUGCUUUAUCAUGUGAAUGGUAGUCUAGGAAUGAUGAGAAUAUGUUCAUAUGCAUUAGUAAUAAUGCAGUUGCCUUGUUUUUUUAUACCAAUGCACUUGUCUAGUUAUUCUGUUUGUGAAUCUUGAGAAGCUGGAGGGAACUAUGUCAAAUGCACUAGGCUGAGAAAUAUGUGAUGAGCGAUACAUGCUGAUUGGCUGUUGUCCGUUAUAGGCUCGAAUCACCUCUUGUCUUCGUCUAUACAAUGUCACACAAUAGUUAUUGUCUCUAAAUGGAUUAUCACUCUGUUGCCAAUGAUUUCUACUAUUCUUUGUUCAAUGCCCUCGUGUUUCUAUUGUUAUCAGAACAGAGGAACAGUCUUGUUUUCGUUUGAUACUUCUGUGGUUAAUAAACAGGAAUGGUACUCUGAAUCAUGGUUUGUGGUUUCUAGGUGCAAGUUCUAGGUGCAAGUUUCGUUCAUGUCAUUUCUCGGCAUGAUAAUGCAGUCCUUGGUUGUCUGAUUAUGGCAUGCGGUUAAGCGUUUUUUUUUUUUUUUUAAAUUUGCCCACCUUGUUUCAGAUCUUCAGAUGUCUGAUGCACAACAACUACACACCUCAGUUAUCGAACAACUUGCACCUAGGUUAGCUGCUCUUAGAAUUGAACUUUGCCCUUGUCAUAUGACCGACAGUUACUUUUGGAAAGUCUAUUUCGUUCUCCUGCAUUCAAGACUCAACAAGCAUGAUGCAGAAGUUUUAUCUACACGCCAGGUAAUGGAAGCCAGGUCCUUGUGGAUGCAGGAGCUACACAAGCAAACUAAACCAGAAUGUGAUGAUUGGUUUGGAAAAAGUUCUUCGUACGUGAGACAGAGUUCUGAUCUAACACAAGAAGCAUUUUUCACUCCAAGGACAUAUGACGAGCAUACAUCCGGCAUGUCAGCCGACUUCGAGACAGAGAAGCACCUCGUUUCAAGGAACGAAUUGCCCUUCAUUGAUAAAUCUGUUAUUGCCGAGAAGCCGGUAGUGAAGAAUGAGCACAAGGAUAUCGUGCUCCUAGGUUCAUCAUCUAAAGUACCAAUGCCAAUUUAUGAGGAGGAGGAGGAUGAGUGGCCAGACGCAGAGGAUUCGGAUUAUGAUGAUUGCAAAACUCCCAUUGUUCCAGGGGAUGAAGAGGACAUCUCUUUCAGUGAUUUCGAAGAUGACUGUAUCGACUUGCCCCUCAAAGACCGAACAAAGAAGUAAGAUAACAGCAUCUUCAUCACUCUGUGAAAACAUACAAUCGGUGGUUUCACUCAGCGCAAGCUGUUUUUUUUUUUAUUCUGGACCACCUCCAAAGUCACCACACUGUAAGUACCAUUUACGUAGUUGGAAUUCUUUUGGCACUGUAAUUGAUGGGUUUGUUUGUUAAGCCAAACUCGUGAUUGAUUAUGCAAAAGCCUUGUAAAGCAAACCGUGUAAAUUAUUUGUGGUGGAAACUUGUUGCCUUAGUGAUGAGCAAUUGUUUGAUUUCCUUUUGUCCUAUGUUCUAAGCAAUGACAGAUAGCAUUUAUUUUGGUCUCCCGCAAGGCUUUUCUUCUGGUUGUACUUCUACUAUAUCAGGUGUUUGCCAUUCCAUUCUUGCAGAGUUGUUCAUAUAGAAGCACAUAAUGCUUCUGCUGGGCUGGCCUUGUCAAAGCAGGAUUCUCGGCAAUGGUAAAUCUCAAGGUACGAGGAUAAGCAGCCACUUCUGGCGAGAUGUAGUUUUCGCGUUAGAGAAAUUGCAGAUCAUAUCCUAUGCUGCGAUGAUUGUUGGUUAUUUCACAUGUUCUCCAUUUUCAAGGUUUGAUAGGAUGGUUUU
Linum tenue is the source of this 2794-nucleotide messenger RNA. The record is from the annotation of a GenBank genome assembly. Lineage: Eukaryota; Viridiplantae; Streptophyta; Magnoliopsida; Malpighiales; Linaceae.